GUAAAACAAAAACAAAACAAACUUCACUAUGCCACGUCCGUUGAAAGAAAGUUAUGGUGAUCAGAAACCACCAUUCUCAUAUAUAUCUUUGACAGCAAUGGCUAUUUGGAGUUCACCACAGAAAAUGCUACCACUCAGUGAAAUCUAUCGCUACAUAAUGGAAAAAUUCCCGUAUUACCGUAAAAAUACACAAAAGUGGCAGAAUUCAUUGAGACACAACCUGAGCUUCAACGAUUGCUUCAUAAAAAUACCACGCAACACCAACAAAUUGGGCAAAGGUUCAUACUGGACGCUGCACCCAAAAGCCUUCGGCAUGUUCGAGAAUGGCAGUUUGCUUCGCCGUCGGAAACGGUUUCGGGUAAAGAAAUUGGAAAAAGACAUUUUAAAUGGUGAAAUUGCAGCGCUAGCCAGUUUCAACAGAUACUUUAUGGCACAGCAACAAAAUGAAAUACAUCAUAGCAGUUGGGAUUUGGCACCUAAUAAUGUCUAUUCUACAAUGAGCCCACAUAUGUGUGUACUACCUGUCAGCCCGUCGCCAGAAUAUGCACAAAGCUCCAGCCCUUCUUCGCACUCAUCAGAAGCUUCAAUCGAAGUUGAAAAGUUAGUCCCCAGCACACACCUAAGCAGUACUACAUUUAAUUCAAGUUCGAGGCCAAAGCGCUCAUUCACAAUCGAAAGCUUAAUCGGUCCUGAUCAUGCAGAAGUGACUGAAGUAAGCAAACCGAGUAUCAGUGAGUUAAGAAGACCCGAUAUUGCAAUGAAUCUGCAUAAUGCAUCCACAUUUGGUAUACAUAAUUUUUCAACCGUCAACCUACAACACAUUUUACCUACCCAAUACUCCUUGCAACAACAACAACACCAACUCGCAUACGUCCAACAUCACCACCAACAGCAUAUGGCGGCCCACUAUCAGAUGCAAAGCGCUUCAGCGGCCACAGCAGCAAUUUUAAGCGAGCAACAAAAACACCAGCAACACCAACAACUGCAGCAACAUCAACAGCAUUUCAUCAACACCUACUUGGGACCACUGCCAGUUUUCUAAUCCACGCAAAGUGUGUGCCGAUCCCGUAGACGUGAAAGCUUAUGUUCGUGAAAAUUGUGAUAUUUUUGUUUGGAAGUCGCGAUGGACUUCGCUUGUUUAACCCUUGAGUUACAAAAAACAAAAAAAGAUGAUUAAGUUCAUUAUCUAAUGUAUAUAAUGUAUAAACUAUAUAAUAUGCCUAUCUGGUGUGUACUGUAUAUAUGUGUACUAUAAUAUUUAUUUAGUUGCCAACUGAUUUGUUCCUGUAAAUGUUUUGUGUUUUAACAAAAAAGCUUCUCCCCAAAACUCCAAUGUUUCCUUUCCAAAAACAGUGUUCAUAGAAAACAUCGAGGAAGACUACUCUGUAAACAAUGACCCAAUAAUGCCUGCGGUAUUGUUAACUAUAUUUUCUGUAUUAUAUGUUAGGGACCGACGUUAUUUAUUAAGU
Teleopsis dalmanni is the source of this 1469-nucleotide messenger RNA. Its product is annotated as fork head domain-containing protein FD5-like. Gene Ontology annotation, biological process: cell differentiation; regulation of transcription by RNA polymerase II; anatomical structure morphogenesis. The record is from RefSeq and is a predicted model, not a curated record. The transcript has a single exon. Gene Ontology annotation, molecular function: DNA-binding transcription factor activity, RNA polymerase II-specific; RNA polymerase II cis-regulatory region sequence-specific DNA binding. The coding region runs from base 29 to 1042 and encodes 337 amino acids. Lineage: Eukaryota; Metazoa; Arthropoda; Insecta; Diptera; Diopsidae.